AUACAAGCAGUUUUUCUGCUGUCGUAUGCAAAUUGAUUGGUCGAACUGCAUGGAAAAGUAAAAUUUUCAUUUUGUUUUAACAAUGCCCGUUUGUUCAGCUUAUAACUGCAAGAAACGAUCUGAUGGGGCGUAUAAAGAGGCAUACAAAAGGGGCGAAUUUUCCUUUCAUACAUUUCCAUUAGCUGAUGGCUUGAGAGUGAGAGAGUGGCUCCGUCGGAUGAGAUGGCAGAACUGGUGGCCAACUGGAAACUCUGUCCUGUGCUCAGAUCAUUUUGAGAAGGACUGUUUUGAACAAGUGGGAAGUCACAAGCGGUUGCGGAAGAACGCCAUCCCAACUAUCUUUAACUUUCCUAAACAUCUCCAGUCAAAGGGGCCAGCUGUCAAGAGACGAUCUUUGAAUCGUAAGCCAGUAGAAUUCCCUAUCAAACCAAAGCCAACACCAGUGCCAAAGGCAGCUUUACCAUGUCUUGAAGGGAACUUUGUUCAUGUGACUCUAGAUUCUGAUGGUUCCAUCCGUGGUCCCUUUCAUGCUGGCAGCUUUCAUGAUGAUUACUGCAAACCGCAGAGCAUUCACUGGAUGAAGCUGGCGGAGGUUGAUGAUGAGGAUGAUGACACCAGUGUAGACCUUAAUAGUCUUUCAGAUCCUGGAAAUGAUGUCGCCAGUGAUGAUGCAACCGUUGAAAAUUCCAAUGCUCAAUUUAUCUGGGUGACUAAGAGAUGGCAAUGGCUGAGUAUAGAUGUUACAGGGCCAUUUCAAGAAAGCAAAGGCCCCUAUAGCCACAUAGUCGUCAUCUGUGACUAUUACACCAAAUGGAUUGAAAUAUUUCCAUCAGAAAAGCCUAAUUCUGAUUCCAUUGCCCUGCUCAUGUGUGAUGCCAUUUCCCGAUAUGGCUUUCCUUUAGGAUUUCUCACACCGUGGGGUUCCAGAGGGAUUCAGGUCAGAACAGUUAACAGAGCGCUCAGUAAUAUUCUGAAGAUUAAAGACAUUUCCCUGGUCUCUCGGCAUCACCAGGCUUCACAGAUUGAGCCUCAAACACAAUACCACAUUUUCAACAUGGUGGAAAAUCUAGUCAAGAAGUAUCCAGAAAGUUGGCAUUCUCAUUUACCUGUAAGUGUGCUGCACUUCAACUGCAGUGUGCACCCAGAGACCAAACACAGACCUCUGUCCCUCCAUCACUGUGAGGGAAUAAAACCUUCUUCAACACUCCGAGAUCAGCCGCUCAGUGAAGAUGACCUCGCAAAGUACACUUUCAAAAUCGAGAAACCAAACCCUUUAAAAGGAAUUCAGGCACUAAAAAGAUUAUUCCGAGAAUCGGCAGACUGCAUUGUUGUAUUGUAAAGCUGAAAGCUGAAAACUGUUCUAGUGUGCCGGAGGACUGUAACUGGUGCUUCCUUUAAACUGAAGGGACAAAUGAGGAACCAGCUCAGUACAGAACACAAACUCAAAAGGAUGGACAACAGUGACCAGUUAAAGUCCAUAGAGACCCAAACUGAGGUGUUAUGUGAUUUUCAUAUUGAAAUGUUAUGGAGCAUGUUGAUAUAAAAUUUGCCUAUUAAUGGCUUACAUGGAUACCAUUAAAGGUAUUGAAGUGCAAUGUUAAAUGUAAUUUAACCCCAACUGUUAGAAGGGAGGAGGAAAAGACAGGGAGGAGGAAAAGAUACAUCAUAGGUAGUGUUUGUACACUGAUUCAGACAGGUUAAAGGGAUGGUUCACCCAAAAUAAAAAUAAUUUCUUCACAUACUCAAUCUUAUGUUGUUCCAAACAUGCAUGACUUCUUUCUUACAUGGAACAUAAAAGGAGAUCAGCUUCAGUCACCAUUCACUUUCAUUGCAUUUUAGCUUUUUUUUUUUUCUCCAUGCAGUGAAAGUGAAUGGUAAACGAAACUUUCGGUUCCUAAUGUUCUGCCCGACAUCUUCCUUUGUGUCCCACGGAACAAAAAAAAAGUCAUACAGGUUUGGAACAACAUAAGGGUUAGUUAAUGGCAGGCAAUCAUUUUUAAGGCAGCUGAAUAUGAUUCCAAAAUAAUUACAAAAAAAAUUUAAUGGGAAUAACUUGCAGCAAAGUUUCAAUGAACUGAUGAUCCUGUUUCUGAUGAUGAUCUCUCAAAUUCUCCUGUAGUUGCAAGCAAUCCUGAAGGAUAUUGUAAGGGGUCUGGAAUGGUCAUUGUGUUUUACAUAUUGCAAAGAUCUGUCAAGAUUUUCAAAUAAAUCUUUAUUUGAAAUAUAAUAAAAAA
Messenger RNA from Xyrauchen texanus (razorback sucker), 2234 nucleotides. RefSeq lists its product as uncharacterized. The coding region runs from base 83 to 1339 and encodes 418 amino acids. NCBI's taxonomy places the organism in Eukaryota, Metazoa, Chordata, Actinopteri, Cypriniformes, Catostomidae. Gene Ontology annotation, molecular function: sequence-specific DNA binding. The transcript has 13 exons. The record is from RefSeq and is a predicted model, not a curated record.